This is a messenger RNA of Ziziphus jujuba (common jujube), 2069 nucleotides long. RefSeq lists its product as uncharacterized. The record is from RefSeq and is a predicted model, not a curated record. The transcript has 7 exons. Bases 148 to 1908 code for a protein of 586 amino acids. Lineage: Eukaryota; Viridiplantae; Streptophyta; Magnoliopsida; Rosales; Rhamnaceae.
AGUCCUUGCUGGAUGGAGUACUACUGAAUCUAAUUCAUCGCCAAAGGAGAGAAAAACUAUACUAAUUCCUUCAAAGAAAUGAUAGAGAAAGAAAAGAGAGAAAUGUUGUUUGUGUGCUUUUAUGGUUGAAACCAGCAGGAGUAGCUGAUGAUAAUAACAUUUGGAAGAAAGAGUAAGAACAGUGAGCAGGGCUUCCAGGCAACUAAUUCCUACAAAGAAAUGAUAUGGCGGCCUCUGAUAAAGCCGUCUGCCAUCGUCUUCUUCCUCUUCCUUCUAUUAAUCGGAGGGUUCGUCUGCACCUACUUUAUCAACAUCCCUAUUCUGACUGGAUCCACAUUUAAACCAAUUUAUCAACCAAAAACAUUCAGACCAAUAAUUCUAGCCACCAACACAUCCCAAAACUUUGGCCCAAAAGUAAAUGGGACAGCCCAAAAAUGCCCUGGACAAAACAAGAAAUUCCCAAAAUAUUCAUCAACAGAUUCCCAUAUAAUCCCAAUCAACUGCUCCACAUUCGACCGCACGCAGAUCUGCCCCUCUUGUGACACCACUUUUACCUUCCAAUCAGAACAAGAUUCUAAUUUCUCAUCCAAGCCGUCCACGUGUCCAGAAUACUUUCGGUGGAUCUACGAAGAUCUGAGGCCGUGGUCCCAUACAGGGAUAUCAAAGGAAAUGAUGCACAAAGCCAAAAAGAAAGCCCAUUUCAAAUUGGUGAUAGUGGAUGGAAUAGCAUACGUGGAGAGAUAUGAUAGGGCGUAUCAGACUAGAGAUUUGUUCACGUGGUGGGGUAUUGUACAGUUGCUACGGAAGUAUCCAGGCAAAUUGCCUGAUUUGGAACUGGUUUUUAACUGCCAUGACCGACCUGUGAUUUUGUCGAAGUACAACACAGUGGAUCCUCCUACUUUGUUCAGUUUCUGCGGUGAUGAUCACACAGUUGAUCUUGCCUUCCCUGAUUGGUCCUUCUGGGGAUGGCCUGAGGUUAACAUAAAGCCUUGGGAGCUACUGAUGAAGGACAUAGAGAGAGGGAGCAAGAAGAUGAAAUGGGUGGAUAGACAACCUUAUGCUUAUUGGAAAGGAAAUCCAGCUGUUGCUCGAACCAGACGAGACCUCCUCAAAUGUAAUGUCACUAAGAAAAAGGAUUGGAAUGCUCGCUUGUAUGUCCAGGAUUGGCGUCGAGAAUUUGAGCAAGGCUAUAAGAACUCAGAUAUGGCAGACCAAUGCACUCAUAGGUUUAAGAUCUACAUAGAAGGGAAUGGUUGGUCCGUGAGUCGAAAAUACAUUCUUGCAUGUGAUUCGCUAACCUUAUUAGUGAACCCCAAAUACUAUGAUUUCUCAAGCAGAGGAUUGAAGCCAAUGGAGCACUAUUGGCCCAUUAAGGCCAAUGACAAGUGCAGAUCAAUUAAGUAUGCUGUUGACUGGGGCAACACCCACGAGAAAGAGGUACAGGCCAUUGGGAGGGAAGCAGUAAAAUUCAUUCAGGAGGAGCUGAAGAUGGACUAUGUAUAUGACUACAUGUUUCAUCUUCUAAAUGAAUAUGCAAAGCUCUUCAAAUUUAAACCUGAAAUUCCUGAAAAUGCAUUUCAAUUGUGUUUGGAGUCACUGUAUUGCCCGGCUAGGGGGUUAGAAAGAACAUACAUGAUGGAUUCCAUGUGGAAGGGUCCUGAUGAUACAAAACCAUGCACCAUUCCUCCUCCAUAUUCACCUUCAUCUCUAUUUGAUGUUCUUCAUAAAAAAACGGAUGUACUUAAACAUGUGGAUAUAUGGGAGAAACAACAAAAUCAUUGGAUCAUUGGAGCUAUUGAUUGCACCCAUAUUCCAGCAACGGUACCAAGGUGUGAUGCAAGAAGCUAUCUUAAUCGUCAAGGAAUAAUUUCACAAAAUAUUUUAAUAGUUUGUAACUUUGAUUUAUAAUUCAUAUACGUUUUAAGUGAGUGGGAAAGAUCUACAUAUGAUUCCAAAGUAUUAAAUAAUGCUUUUGAUGGUGAUGGAAUUUGGUGUAGGUUUAUGUUGUUGUACCCUGAGCACAAUCAUUCAAGGUAUUAGUCAAGAAUAAUUGUUGUUGGUUCUUGGUU